Gadus chalcogrammus (walleye pollock) is the source of this 525-nucleotide messenger RNA. RefSeq names its product transcription factor 24-like. Gene Ontology annotation, biological process: developmental process; regulation of transcription by RNA polymerase II. Gene Ontology annotation, molecular function: DNA-binding transcription factor activity, RNA polymerase II-specific; protein dimerization activity; RNA polymerase II transcription regulatory region sequence-specific DNA binding. The record is from RefSeq and is a predicted model, not a curated record. The transcript has 2 exons. The coding region runs from base 1 to 525 and encodes 174 amino acids. Lineage: Eukaryota; Metazoa; Chordata; Actinopteri; Gadiformes; Gadidae.
AUGGAGAGUAGCAGAGACCCCGCGGUGUCGCUGAUGGACGACAGCCCCCCGUCCAGCCCUGGCUCCAGCCCCAGCCCGGACGGCCGGCGCCGGGACCCCCAGAGCCGGUCCUCUCGGGCGGGACAGAGCGUGCCCAGCCCCGGCGGGUUCCCGGGGAGGGGGCGGCCCGCGGCGGCCAACGCGGCCCGGGAGAGGAGCCGGGUUCAGACGCUGAGGCACGCCUUUCUGGAGCUGCAGAGGACGCUGCCCUCGGUGCCCCCGGACACCAAGCUGUCCAAGCUGGACGUUUUGAUCCUGGCCACCACCUACAUCGCCCACCUGACCCGCACCCUGCAGGAGGAGGGCGAGGGGGAGAGCGGCAAGCAGGUCGAGGCGCUGCACUCGCUGAAGGGGGAUGGAUACCUGCACCCGGUGAAGAAGUGGCCCAUGCGCUCCAGGCUGUACGUGGGCGCGAGCGGACAGUUCCUCCACAGCUCCAAGCGCUCCGAGGCGGAGAACCAGGGGCCCUCGUCCUCCACGUCCUAG